AUGUGUAGUGUUAGUGACUAUGUCGUGGGAGCGGUGCUGGGUCAAAGGAAGAAUAAGGUGUUUCAUAUCAUCUACUAUGCAAGCAAAACCUUGGAUGGAGCUCAAAUGAACUAUGCUUCUACUGACAAGGAGCUCCUUGCGAUUGUUUAUGCCCUUGAUAAGUUUCGAACCUCUCUCAUUGGUUCGGAAUUCAAUUUUCACAUUGAUCAUGCCGCAUUCAAUCCCCUUGGUAGGCAGACUUUGCAAAUUACUGCGUUGGCGGUUCUCAUCCUCUGUGCCGAUGGGCUCUUUUGUAUAUGUGUUGCUGAUUGGGACACUCAUGGUGUUUUGAAACAUUGUCAUAGCAUGCCAUCUAGUGGAUACCUCGGUCCUAAUGCAACUGCCCAUAGAGUUCUUCAAAGUGAUAUAUAUAUUGAUUAUGUAACUAAGUGGGUCGAAGCUAUUGCAUUGCCAAGUAAUGACUCUAAAGUUGUUAUGAAGCUUUUCAAGAAGAUCAUCUUCCCACGCUUCGAAGUCCUAAGAGUUGUGAUUAGUGAUGGUAGUUCUCAUUUUCAUCAACGGACUGUUAAGGCUCUUCUGAAGAAACACGGAGUUACUCAUAAGGUCGGCUUUGACUAUCAUCCUCAGACGAGUGGUCAAGUUGAAGUUUCUAAUCGCCAGAUCAAGAGAAUCCUCGAAAAGGUGGUCAACAAGUCUAGGAAGAAUUGGUCAUUGAAAUUGGAUGACACUUUAUGGGCAUUGCGCAUGGCCUACAAGACUCCAUUAGGGACAACUCUGUAUCAGUUGGUGUAUGGAAAGGCUUGUCAUUUGCCAGUUGACAUGGAGUAUCUCUCUGCUUGGGCCGUCAAGGAGAUCAAUUUGGAUUUUGAAGCGGUUGGUUGA
Beta vulgaris subsp. vulgaris (sugar beet) is the source of this 882-nucleotide messenger RNA. RefSeq lists its product as uncharacterized. The transcript is spliced from 4 exons. Gene Ontology annotation, molecular function: nucleic acid binding. Bases 1 to 882 code for a protein of 293 amino acids. Gene Ontology annotation, biological process: DNA integration. NCBI's taxonomy places the organism in Eukaryota, Viridiplantae, Streptophyta, Magnoliopsida, Caryophyllales, Amaranthaceae. The record is from RefSeq and is a predicted model, not a curated record.